Messenger RNA from Dendrobium catenatum, 1564 nucleotides. Its product is annotated as probable flavin-containing monooxygenase 1. The record is from RefSeq and is a predicted model, not a curated record. The annotation marks the transcript as partial. The transcript is spliced from 4 exons. Gene Ontology annotation, molecular function: flavin adenine dinucleotide binding; N,N-dimethylaniline monooxygenase activity; NADP binding. Lineage: Eukaryota; Viridiplantae; Streptophyta; Magnoliopsida; Asparagales; Orchidaceae.
GUGAUAGGCGCUGGCAUCAGCGGUCUGUUGACCUGCAAAUAUCUUCUCCAGAAGGGCUUCCAUCCGGUGGUCUUCGAGGCCGACAACUCCAUCGGUGGCGUUUGGGCCAAAAACACUCUUGAUUCAACCCGCCUCCAGUCACCGACAUCAGCCUACCGCUUCUCGGACUUCCCAUGGCCGGAGACGGUCAUCAGAAAUGGAAUGCCCCAUCAGAAGGAGGUUAUGAAGUACAUAGCAGAUUACGCUCGCCAUUUUGAUCUUCUCCGCUAUGUAAGGCUCGGGGAGAAGGUGGUGAGAUUGGAGUAUGUCGGCGUGGCGGAGGAGGAGAUGGGAGGAUGGAAACUAUGGGGUGGCACCGGCCAAGCCUUUGCCGGCGCCGGCGGUGGUCCUGGAGUUUGGCAUGUCACUGUGCAGCGAGCUGAGGAUGGCUCUGUCGAGGUGCAAAUUGUAGACUUUGUGGUACUCUGCUUGGGCAGAUUCUGUGAUCUUCCAAAUAUCCCCAGUUUGCCGAAUAACAAAGGUCCUGAGGUCUUUGAUGGCAAGGUUAUGCACUCCAUGGAGAUAGCCAAAGUGGGCAGUGCAGCAGCUGCUGAUCUUAUCAAAGGAAAGCGUGUUGUCAUCGUCGGUUAUCUUAAAUCAGCACUUGAUGUUGCUGCAGAAUGCUCUAAUAUCAAUGGUACAUCUAAUCUUCAUCAUCGUCAUUGGCCUUAUGUUUUUGCUACAUUUGUUGAAUUUUGUAAAUGCAAGCCUACUGCUUGCGAUGUUUACCAUAGCUUCUUUCAGGCUAUGACCACUUGUUUGGUGGCAAUAUUACCAUAUAAAUUCUAUGAGAAAGUAGAAGAAGGAAGCAUUGUGCUCAAGCAAUCAAAGAGCUUUGAGUUUUGUAAGGAGGGAAUCAUUGUUGAAGGUGACUCAACACCGAUUAAGGCUGAUUUGGUGAUAUUUGGCACAGGGUUUAAGGGUGAUCAGAAGCUUAUUGACAUAUUUGCAUCCCCACUAUUUCAAAAUCUCAUGGCUGGCUGCUUGGACUCUACUGUCCCUCUAUACAGGGAAUGCAUUCAUCCAAGGAUACCACAAAUGGCAGUAGUAGGAUACUCAGAGAGCCUUGCAAACCUUUAUACUUCUGAGAUGAGGGCAAGAUGGGUGGCACAUUUCCUUGAUGGAGGAUUUAGACUACCAAGAAUAGAUCAGAUGGAGAAAGAUGUAACUGAAUGGGAAAAGUUUAUGAAAAGAUACUUACAUGAGUAUUAUAGGAGAUCGAGCAUUGGCACAAUUCAUAUCUGGUAUAAUGAUCAUCUUUGUAAGGAUAUAGGUUGCAAUCCUAAAAGAAAGAAGGGAUUCUUAGCAAACUUGUUCCUUCCUUAUGGUCCUUUGGAUUAUGUGGGAGUUGGGUCAAAUGAGAAGUAAUGGAUUUUUUUUCAAAUUUGAUAUGUUGUUGUUAAAUAGGUGGUGAGGGAGUAGUUGUGAGUGAUUUGUGUAAAGAAUAUGCAAGGAUUAAAUGUUUAUGUUUGUAUGUAUGAAUGAAUGAACUAUAUGUUAAAUUUAUAUUUUUGAAUUUUGUUAA